CUCAGCCAACCCGGUGGUUCCCCCUCCCAUUCCCCCACUCUCAAGGGCAUACGAAAGCCUUGUCAAGGCUGAGAAAGUUAAUUCCUGAAGCCUGUGGUCUGCAGGUGUUGGCAGUAAUGCUACCUCCCUUUUUCUACCCCGAGUCAGAUAGAAACAAACAUGGGAAUUGUGUUUUGCUAGCAAUCUUAUCAACAAGGUCUUGUUGUGACCCGUCUAGAAAAUACACAAGAAACACAGAACUAAAUGUUUUGGUGGGCAGCGAUUAUGUGAAACCUGUUUAUUCUUAGAAUGACCUGACCCAUAAGAGUCUGGAUAUAAAAGACUGUGUACAGCAACAAUAAAGCCGUCACUUGGGCCAUCAGCCCAGGGGACCCUCCUGUUCCCAAACUGUCUUCUCUUCUCUCUUUUUUUCUUACAUUCCCCUACCCUCAGGACCCUGAUCUCGGUGUUUGUUGUGCCGGUUGCGACAAGUGGCACCCGAACAGGGACCUGAGACAACAAGGAGGAAAGUGAAAGCGGACCGCGCGACGUCUAAUUCAGAUUAUUCCCGAAAGGCCUGGCAUUCAUUCCUUCAAGAAACACCUAUGGCUAUUUUGGAAGUGCAAAGGGAAACAAGGAGACCUUUAGUGGCUCCUUUAAGAGAUAUGGGUCCACCUCCUAACAAGGUACAGGUACACCACAAGAUUAUCCCACAAACCACUUUGCAAUCCCCUGAAGGAAGAAUUCAUUCUGAUCUUUGGAAGUUAUAUGCUACCUUUGAUAAAAUAUAUACUAAUGACAGCUUUAGUUUUCCAGAAUAUUAUGUUUCUCCAGUUCUGCAAUUGCGUGCCUGUGUUCCUCCACCCUACUAUCUGAUUGUUGGAGACGGAGCCAUUACUCCAGUGAAAGAAGAUGGUCAUCAGUUAUACCGGCUGACUUGUCCUGCUUGUGAACGGCUGCGCAGGACCAAACGGUUUCUUGGACUCUUAAUUGCUGGACUCAUAGCAGUAGUGACUGUAAUUGCCUCUGCAACUGUAUCUGUAAUAUCCUUAUGUGAAAGUGCCCAAACGGCAUCACAUGUAAAUGAAUUGGCUCAUAAUGUAUCCAAGGUGUUUGCCACUCAAGAACGAAUAGACCGUAAAUUGGAAGCCCAAUUAGAGGCACUACAAGAAACGUUGAUGUAUCUUGGUGAUCAGUUUGCUGUUUUGCGUACCAGACUUUCUUUAAUUUGUCAUGAUGCAUAUAAGCAUAUCUGUGUUACCCCUUUAGAGUAUACCAAUAUGACAUGGGGACAAGUGCGUCGUCAUUUACAAGGGAUUUGGCAUGAUGCUAACACUAGCUUAGACCUCUUACAGCUACAAGAAGAGAUAAAUGCUGUUGCAAGUAGCUCACUCAGUUUCCCUGACCCUGGAGAUCUCACUGGAACCAUACUGCACCAACUUAAUGGGUUUAAUCUAUUUAAUAUUCUUCAGCAUUCCUUUUGGAUCUUUAUUGGAAUUGUUUCCAUAAUAUCUGUUAUACUUGUCUUGCUGUGUUGUUUCUGGAGAUGGGGUCUUACUGCCUUUACCACAUACCAAGCCAGGAUGCACAUGUUGCAAUUACAAACAAUAGGGGGACAUGUGGGGGGCCGGGCCCCGGUGCCAGGCUGAGACCGGGUCGAGCAAUGUUCCCUGUUGACUCAAGCCAACCCGGUGGUUCCCCCUCCCAUUCAUGUGGGAGGCCAGGCCCCAGCACCAGGCUGAGACCAGGUCGAGCAACGUUCCCUGUUGACUCAAGCCAACCCAGUGGUUCCCCCUCCCAUUCCCCCACUUUCAAGGGCAUACGAAAGCCUUGUCAAGGCUGAGAAAGUUAAUUCCUGAAGCCUGUGGUCUGCAGGUGUUGGCAGUAAUGCUACCUCCCUUUUUCUACCCCGAGUCAGAUAGAAACAAACAUGGGAAUUGUGUUUUGCUAGCAAUCUUAUCAACAAGGUCUUGUGACCCGUCUAGAAAAUGCACAAGAAACACAGAACUAAAUGUUUUGGUGGGCAGCGAUUAUGUGAAACCUGUUUAUUCUUAGAAUGACCUGACCCAUAAGAGUCUGGAUAUAAAAGACUGUGUACAGCAACAAUAAAGCCGUCACUUGGGCCAUCAGCCCAGGGGACCCUCCUGUUCCCAAA
This is a messenger RNA of Neofelis nebulosa (Clouded leopard), 2134 nucleotides long. Its product is annotated as endogenous retrovirus group K member 13-1 Env polyprotein-like. The record is from RefSeq and is a predicted model, not a curated record. The coding region runs from base 585 to 1628 and encodes 347 amino acids. Lineage: Eukaryota; Metazoa; Chordata; Mammalia; Carnivora; Felidae. The transcript is spliced from 2 exons. Gene Ontology annotation, molecular function: structural molecule activity.